AUGGCAAACGAGAGUGUGGAGGGCAAAGACCUCUAUCCCUUAGCUCUACUGAUGGAUGAGUUGAAACAUGACGACAUUUCAAAUAGAGUCGAAGCGAUGAAAAAAUUGGACACAAUUGCAACAGCGUUAGGACCUCAAAGGAGCAGAGAUGAAUUGAUUCCAUUCCUUAUGGAAGUUGCACAAGAUGAUGAAGACGAAGUCUUUGCUGUAUUAGCUGAGGAGCUAGGUAAAUUUGUGCCCUUUAUCGGAGGUCCAGAAUAUGCGACUUUAUUACUGCCAAUCUUGGAGAUCCUAGCUUCUACGGAAGAGACAUUGGUCAGGGACAAAGCGGUAGAAUCAUUGAAUGAGAUAGCCGGUGAACUGUCGCAAGAUCAACUUUUCCAUGAUUUUAUACCAUUGAUUGAACAUUUGGCCACGGCCGAUUGGUUCUCCUCUAAGGUCUCCUCCUGUGGUCUGUUUAAAUCAGUCAUUGUGAGAGUAAAGGAUAACACCUUCAGGAAAGAUUUAUUAGCACUAUAUUUACAAUUGGUUCAGGAUGACACUCCUAUGGUGAGAAGAACGGCAGCAAGGAACUUACCCACGUUAAUUGAUUUACUGACUCAAAAUCCAGAUCUCUCCACAAAUGAAGACUGGGAUUACAUCUCAAAUAUGUUUCAAAAGAUAAUUAAUGAUAACCAAGAUUCUGUGAAAUUCUUGACGGUUAAUUGCUUAAUUUCGAUACUCAAGUUUUUCAACACAAAGGGUGAUUAUUCGCAUAGGAAAGAUCUUUUGGAUUCAGCGACGAAGCUUAUAGCUGACGAAGCUUGGAGAGUGCGGUAUAUGGCUGCAGACAAAUUUGAGGAAUUGGCGGCCCAGUUUGCAGGAGAUGGAGGCUACAUCGCAGAAUUGAUCCAACCGUUCUUGAACCUGUGUGAGGACAACGAGAGUGAUGUUAGAAAAGCCAUUGCGAAGCAGAUAUCAGGCUUCGCCAAACUGCUCAACGAUCCCUCGAUUGUUUUGACGAAGAUUUUACCUGCAGUCCAAAGUUUAAGCAUGGAUGAAAGUGAGGCUGUCAGAGCUUCACUAGCUUUAACCAUCACGAACUUAGUGACACUUACGUCAAAGGAUGAGGCCAUCGAUCAUCUUCUCCCCAUUCUGCUGAACAUGCUGAAGGACGAGUUUCCAGACGUUCGUCUGAACAUUAUCGCUAAUUUAAAGGUUGUUAAUGACGUUAUAGGGGUUGACCUCCUAUCAGAAUCACUUCUUCCUGCGAUUACCGAGCUUGCUAAAGAUGUUAAUUGGAGAGUUAGAAUGGCCAUCAUUGAAUACAUUCCUAUCCUAGCCGAACAGCUAGGCGUGCAGUUUUUUGACCAACAAUUGAGCGAUCUCUGUCUCUCUUGGUUAUGGGACACUGUAUUUUCUAUCAGAGAGGCUGCAGUGAAUAACUUAAAGAAACUUACCGAGAUCUUUGGAUCUGAUUGGUGCCGUGAUGGGGUUAUUGCCAAAUUGCUAAAGUUUGACUCGCAGCUUUUGGAAAACUUUGUUUACAGAUUUACUCUACUUUCUGCCCUGACAGAACUUGUCCCUGUUGUUGAAUUAGACGUCGUUGCCAAUCAAAUACUACCCUUUGUGUCUCAUCUAGCCGACGACGCAGUACCAAAUAUAAGAUUCAAUGUGGCCAAGUCCUACGCAAUCAUCGUCGAAAAUCUAAUCAAAGAUAGAGCACGCUACAAUGAUACAAUUGAGGGGACUAUAUUGUCAUCCUUGAAGAAGUUGCUUCAAGAUGAUGAUUUUGAUGUAAAGUACUUCGCCAAGCAAAGUCUGGAACAGUGCAACAAAUUACUGAAAUAA
Molecule: messenger RNA, 1830 nt
Organism: Torulaspora globosa
Lineage: Eukaryota; Fungi; Ascomycota; Saccharomycetes; Saccharomycetales; Saccharomycetaceae
Gene: TPD3
Product: protein phosphatase 2A structural subunit TPD3
Exons: 1
Coding region: 1-1830 (609 amino acids)
Biological process (GO): protein dephosphorylation
Cellular component (GO): cytoplasm; protein phosphatase type 2A complex
Molecular function (GO): protein binding; protein phosphatase regulator activity
Source: RefSeq, a predicted model, not a curated record